UCCGGGUUUUUCGUUGUUCGUGUGAGAGUUCACAGGGCAUGCAAAGGUCGUGUUGUUCUUUUGCUUUUAACUCGUGAUGUGAUGGCUUUCUCACUUUGUUCAUGAGAAGGCAGUUGCCGCCGGCCUUGUCCCACUUCGCCCGGACAGUGAAGCUGGUUCGGCCUCCCUCCGCCAGAGCACCGCUGCUGCGGAGGAGGCUGCACGGCUCCCCCCGGCUGAGGCUCGGAGAGAAGGAACCUUGGCUGAAGACCCGGGGGCCAGAGCAGCAGUACCAACUCUCAGACCUAGACAAGGCGGACGCUUUGAUGCUGCGAAAGUCCCAUGAGACAGGAUUCCUCUCGUGGUUCAGGAACGGUCUGCUAGCGACUGGAAUCGGAGUCAUCGCAUUUGUCCAGAGCGAAGUGGGGCGAGAAGCAGGAUAUGCCUUCUUUAUUCUGGGAGGGGUGUGUGUGUCGUUUGGCGGCGCCUCGUACAUUGGCAGCCUUUUUUCCCUGCGGAGGAUGAUGCUGCUGUCUGUGCCAGCUCUGCUGCUCCAGAGCGCUGCGGUGGGCAGCGUUGCCCUCUUCUGGCUCUGUGCGGUAUCGCUCUACAUCGGCCGUCUGGAGGUGGAGAUCAUCCACGAGGGGGAAGAGGAGGAAGAGGAUGAGGAGGAAUGCCGGGAGUGCCGCGAGAGGCGCGAACACAGGGGUUACCGCGGCUCCCAUGACGGCAGACAUCACAACAGUGAGGACAAUGACAGCAAGGGGCCAAAUAAGUAGACAUUUGGAUGGAGCAAGUGUGUUAGUGUGUUGCUAUGAUUCAGGGCUUCCCCUUAUCCGUAUGUGUGUGUGCAUGCGAGCAGCCUACAUAUCCACAUGUUGGCUGUGUGAGUCUCUAUCAAUACAGACUCUUGUGUAUUGUCAUUUUGAUGGAAAGAAUAUUGUUUGGAUGAAGAAAUCCUUUAACACCUUUAAGAAAACUGGUCAUAAAAGGCUGAAAUCUUAAUGGGUUGACUACAUUGAUUUCUGCUGAAUAAAUCAGCCUUUUGUACAUUUUCUUAUAAUCAGAUAUAUUCAAAGAUGCUUCGGUUUCAUCAUCAAUUCAGAGACUUAAUGAGAACAUUAUAGAUCUGUUCAUAGUUUUCACUGCACUGUAUACAAUAUUUUUUGGGCCAUUUCUUUGGCCGUUUUGUCUUAUCAACUUGUUCAACCUAAUUAACUCUGACUGCUGAAUACUUGAAGUCUUCAUAAAAGUACUGAAAUAAAGCAAGGUGGUUGUGAUAUGCUAUGUUAUCUAAAAAGAAUGGGUCAUAAUGCUCAUUUCAGGUCUGUCUUCAAUGGUGGCUUACAAUAUUAUUUUACAGAGGUUUAAAGGUGAAUUCUUUUUAUCAAUUGUUUUGAUAGGGCAAAAGCACUUUUGUCAGUUUGUUUGCCGCUGUAUAGAAACUUUACACUUUUAGUGAAAGGGUAUUUUUACCACAGCCUUUUCCUGAGGUUAUACAGUUUGUACAUUCAUGUACUGUACCUAAAAAUAAACAAACGAGUUUAACUUAUGAGUUGAUUUUACACCAUCUGCUGAUUACUGCAAUUGCUGUUGUAAUGGAUGUGAAGUAUGGUUGAGAGUUGAUGAUACUGAAUGGUGUGCAACAAUCGGGUUCACUUUGUUUCCUUUUUUUUUCUUUCUAUAUGCACAAAUUGUAGUGCACCGUACUGUACAUACAGUAAUAAAGCAAGAAGAAAUCA
Eleginops maclovinus (Patagonian blennie) is the source of this 1721-nucleotide messenger RNA. RefSeq names its product transmembrane protein 160 (gene tmem160). The transcript has 4 exons. Bases 102 to 758 code for a protein of 218 amino acids. The record is from RefSeq and is a predicted model, not a curated record. NCBI's taxonomy places the organism in Eukaryota, Metazoa, Chordata, Actinopteri, Perciformes, Eleginopidae.